Batrachochytrium dendrobatidis JAM81 is the source of this 336-nucleotide messenger RNA. RefSeq lists its product as uncharacterized. Bases 1 to 336 code for a protein of 111 amino acids. NCBI's taxonomy places the organism in Eukaryota, Fungi, Chytridiomycota, Chytridiomycetes, Rhizophydiales. The transcript has 2 exons. Gene Ontology annotation, cellular component: ribosome; cytosolic large ribosomal subunit. Gene Ontology annotation, molecular function: protein kinase activator activity; ribonucleoprotein complex binding; structural constituent of ribosome. The record is from RefSeq and is a predicted model, not a curated record. Gene Ontology annotation, biological process: cytoplasmic translation; translational elongation.
AUGUCGCUCUCUACAUCCGAAGCUGCCUGUGUUUAUGCCGCUCUUAUUCUACACGACGAGGGUCUUGAGAUCACCGCCGACAAGCUCAGCACUCUGAUUGGAGCUGCUGGUCUCGAAGUUGAACCCAUCUGGCCCUCUAUCUUUGCCAAGGCUCUUGCUGGAAAGGACAUUGGCGCACUUUUGUUCAAUGUUGGUGCUGGUGCAGCCCCUGCAGUUGGCUCUGCCCCAGCAGCAGCUGGAGGUGCAGCACCCGCAGCUGCAGCCGCAGCUGAGGAGAAGAAGGAAGAGCCCAAGGAGGAAUCUGAUGAUGACAUGGGCUUUGGACUUUUUGAUUAA